This is a messenger RNA of Falco peregrinus (peregrine falcon), 1413 nucleotides long. It is a transcript of the gene ENSA, whose product is annotated as endosulfine alpha. The transcript has 3 exons. NCBI's taxonomy places the organism in Eukaryota, Metazoa, Chordata, Aves, Falconiformes, Falconidae. Gene Ontology annotation, molecular function: protein phosphatase inhibitor activity. Bases 118 to 471 code for a protein of 117 amino acids. Gene Ontology annotation, cellular component: cytoplasm. The record is from RefSeq and is a predicted model, not a curated record.
GCCUGUCCGUCGGGCAGCUGAGACAUUGGGGGCGGCGGCGGCCAUUUUGGAGCAGAGCGCGGGGCUGCAGGGAGCGCGGGGUGCGGAGGGACCGUGGAUCCCCCCCCCCUUCCCGCCAUGGCAGCCCCGCUCGGUACCAGCGCCCGCGCGGAGGAGACUGGGCAGGAGAAACAGGACACACAAGAGAAGGAAACUGUCACUCCUGAGAAAGCAGAAGAGGCAAAACUGAAGGCCAAAUACCCCAACCUAGGCCAGAAGCCUGGAGGCUCCGACUUCCUCAUGAAGAGACUGCAGAAGGGGCAAAAAUACUUUGAUUCUGGUGACUACAACAUGGCCAAGGCAAAGAUGAAGAACAAGCAGUUGCCAAGUGCAGGGCCAGACAAGAACCUGGUGACAGGAGACCACAUCCCCACACCGCAGGACCUCCCGCAGAGAAAAUCCUCACUUGUAACCAGCAAGCUGGCAGGGUAGCCUGCACUCGCAGGCUGGGUUUUUUCCUAUUUUAUUUUUUUUCUUUUGGCUAAAUGGAUUGAACUUCACUGUACCAUAGGGAUGGGAGCACAAGAAUCCACGUAGUUAUUUGAGUAUUUACAGCAAACACGCACCAGAACUGAGAAGGUGAACGAGCGGUUUCAGUAGCCUGGGAUGCACAGGCAGAUUUGGUUGGGCUGUUCCUUUCAGCGAGUCAGUUUUCUGCCUUAAUAUUCAUGCUGUUUAAAACCAUCCUCGCUUGCAGAGCCACUGAAGCACUGCCUCCUUGCUGGGAGAGUCGAGCAGCCCUGGGAGAAGCAGGGACGUGCUCUGAGGAGUCGCUGUUUGCUUGGCACCGAGUAGGAGGGCAGAGCUCAGAGCUGUAGCAUGUGAAUGCUUUUCAGGCAUCUGGUGUUGGCAGAGGAAAAACCAGCUGGGCAAAAGGUGUGAUUCAUGAUCUGGAAGUUAAGUGUGUGCAUUAGAGCUUCAAAGUGGAGAAAUUAGCUGAUAGGCAAAAAAAAAAUUACAGGCUGUGUUGCUGGGCUGAACUGCCUGGGAUCUGUCCCCUGCUUGCACAAGGCUGAGCUCCCAGGAGGGGACAGUGUGGCUGAUGGCUGUGGGAGAGGGCCUGGUCAGCGUUUGAAACUGUCCCCGUGGCUUGGAGCUGUGGUGAGGUGUUUGCUGUUUCAGGUGUAGAGCCCCACCAUAGCUGCAUCUGAGUGUGGCUGUGAUGGAGGGGUGCAGCGUGGGGCUCACAGCUGCCCCAGAGGGUUUGGGGGCAGUUUCUGUCUCCGUGGUCAGUUCUGGCCAGCGAGGCGGUCUGCUUUGCCGAGGGUGAGAGGCGGCUCCUCUCGCAGCUGCCGGGCAGGCAGCAGAGGUGCUGAGCUGAAUCCCACCAGCAGCAGGGUGCUUGGGGCAGAGGAGCUCGUGGCCAAGCCACAG